Neocloeon triangulifer is the source of this 4440-nucleotide messenger RNA. RefSeq names its product titin. The transcript has 3 exons. NCBI's taxonomy places the organism in Eukaryota, Metazoa, Arthropoda, Insecta, Ephemeroptera, Baetidae. The record is from RefSeq and is a predicted model, not a curated record. The coding region runs from base 267 to 4358 and encodes 1363 amino acids.
UCUCUCGUCCGGACUUUCUAAGCAGCAGCCUCCGGAAACACAACUCCUCCCAGUAACCAAAGAAACGAAAGGCAUGCACACCUGAAGAAGGCACUCGCGCGCCGACCACCGACACCGACGGACCUCAGUAGUAGUGCGGCGGGUGCAGUUUAUUCUUGCCGACAUCUCCGUCCGCACACUUGUUGCGCCGCACACAAGGAACUUCGCCAUCGAGCGCGCAACUCCGUCCUCUGCUUCCGCACCAGGAACAGCAAAGUUAAACAAAAAUGAUGCGCUUUUGCGCACUCGCGCUAUUGGUAGCAGCGGCCUUCGCUGACAAGUCCGAAUGGAGCCAACCGAUUAAAGAAGCCGACAGCCGGACAGACUGGAUUCCCGUCCCAAGGCCGCGAGACCUCGACGUUGCAGCCCAAGAACAAGUCUCCACAAUUUUGAGGCCGCCCUCUGAGCAGUCCUUCCUCUUCCAGCAAGGCCCUCGUCAAAUCAGGACUAAUUUCAAUGGUUUUCCCAGAGACCAGCAAACGCCCUUCAGGUUUCCUGGCCAGCCGCCUGCCUUGAACGGGCCGCCUCCGAGGUUCAUUCCGAACCUGAGGAACGCUCCUCCUCCACCCUUCCUGCAACAGGGCCCUCCUCAGUUCAUCAACCAGCCACAAAUUCAAGUUCCUGCCAAACCUCAGAGCCAGAAUGCUUCCGACGAAGAAGUCCAAUUGGUUUAUGUGCCAGUCAACGCACUGCCACCCUUCCAAGGACAGUCCAACAUCGUCCCUAUUCAACAACGACCUCCUCAGGAUUUCCAAGCGCAGUUUAAUAGAAACCCGUCUCCCCCACCUUUUGCCAACCAGCAACAGCAGUUUGAGCAGCAGUCGAGGAUUGCGGCCCAGAAAGACCAAGAGGAACGCAAAAGAAUUCAGGACGAGGAUUUCAAGAGGCGCGAGGAGCAGGAAAAGAAAAUUAGACAAGAAUUGGAUCAAAAGAAAAUCCAGCAGCAACAGCAAAGACAACAAGCCCCUCAAAAUUUGCAGUCGCAGGAAAAUCUUUUCCAGCAGCGAUUCCCUCAACCGGCCGAGCUGCCCAAAAACCAGCCAACACCCCACCAGCCUCCUUUGGCCGUCUACUUGACCGGAGGUCGUCCCGCUGCCACCUCUCGUCUGACUGUGGAAGAUGUGCUUGAAACACUCAAGGACGCUACUUCCAUCCCCGUUUUGGAUCAAUUGCCGGACAAUCUGUCUGCACCACCUCAAAUAUUUGUUGGUCCCGCUGAGAUGCCACCUCCUGAAGGCUACGCUAAAUUUAAUCUGCCCUACUUGAAUUCCUUGGACACCAACAGGGUGGAGCGAAAGGUCGAGCAGUUCCCGUUCUUCGUGGCUCCCUUGAGUUACAGCCCUCCUCAGGGUUACAACAAGAUUCCCUUCCCGGCUCCUCACGUUGGAUCUGUUGUUUUCGGACCGGCAGCCAGACACUUUGAAAGCGCCCCUCCCGCUCCUGUCCAGGAGCCGCAGCAGUUUGGAGGACAGGAAAUCAGCCCUGCCAUUCCUCUUUUGGUGAAUUCCUUGCAGUCAGAAAGAAAGCGGCCACAGGCGCCUCCUCAGCAGCAACAGCAGGUCGCUCCAGUUGCUCCUCCUCAACCACCACCGAUCUUCAACACACCCUUGAGGCACCAACCUCCUCCCCAGAGGAUUCAACCCCAACCCCAGCCGCAAUUCAUUUAUCAAGAUGAGCAGUCAUUUGCCCCUCAGCCACAGCCGCAACAAAUUUUCCCUGCCCAGCAGCAAUUGUUCUCACCCCCACCCCCUCAGCAGAAUUUCAACAGGCAGCACCACCGUCAGCAACAGCACCACCGCCCUGCGCAGCAGCACCAGCCUCAGCAGCAUGUCGAGCAAUUCAUUCACCAAACGGUGACGCCCGCUGACCAAGUUCAGCCGCAGCAGCAUCACUUCUUUGAGCAGGAUGCCCAGGAAAUUCCUCAGAGACAGCAAUUCACUCCUCAGCCUCAGGUGGUACCCCAGAGACAGCAUCAUUUUACUCCCCAGCCUCAAUUCAUCCAAAACCAGCAAUUCCAAUUCGCACAGGAAGAAGAGGAACCUGCCGUGGUCACUGAGCAGCAGGUGAUAAACGAGGUUGAAACCACCACUACCACGACUACAACCACCGAGGCACCACAGACCACCAGACACGUUCCAAGGGUCAGAAAUCACCAGCGUGUCACACCGGUUCCCGCAGUGAGGGAGGAAAAUGUUGAGAGAAGGCCCGUGAACCGCGGCAGGAGGCCAGUGGCUCGCCAACGCACCACGACCACCACUCCUGAGCCGGAGGUUGUCGAACAGGUUGAGGUCGAGGAGCAGCCCGAGUUGCAGCGCACCCCCGCUCAAGCUCUUCCGCUUCAAACAGAGGCACCAACACCAAAUUAUCCUCAGCCGACCCAAAUUUCCACUUUCAAUGACUUCCAAAAUUUCGCUCAAAUUCCAGCUCGCCAGCAGAAUUUUGACGCUCGGCCGCAGUUCCCGACAUACCAGUUUGAAAACGCCUUCCGCACGCAGCCAGCUCAACCCCCUGCCUAUGUAGAACAAAACGCAGUCUUCCCCGAAGAGCCCGUGGUCGAGGCCUCCCCGAGUCCUUUGGACUACCAAUCCGCUUCUCCUCAGGUGCCAGUGAGACAAUUUUCAUCCACUCCAUUCGCUCCUACUGCGCUGCCGGAGUACUACACACAGUUCACCACCACCACUUUGGCUCCUGAAAUCGAAACCACCACCAAGGAAGUUGUAACCGAGGCCCCGAGCACGACAGUCGAGCCCCAGAGAACUCGCCAAAGGGUUGUUGUGCCUGCCAAUACAGUCGCUGCCGACAGGCCCAGAGGUCGUGUCAGACAAAGAGUCCGUGUGACCCCAUCAGAAGAAGGCGAAACUGAAAAUGUUCCUCAAAAUAACUCGCAGCGCACCAGGCACCGCCAGCUGGUUCGCGUCCGCACCACCACCGAAGCCCCUGAAGGCGCCGAAGUCGAAAGGGAAGCGCCCCGCACCAGCCGAUUCAGAAACAACGACAGAACCCGCGCCAGACAACAGGUGGUCAGGGGGCAGCAGGAGGACCUCGAGUUGGCGAAACCGGUCAGGCAGGGCCAGUCCAACAGGGUUGCCAACGAGUCACCCGUUUUCGUACCUGAAAACGAGGAAGCGACAACCGUGAAGCAGGACCCAACCACCACCGUGGCCCCCGCCCGCAGGUUCAAAAACUUCGGCGUGGCUCAACGGAGGCGAGUGAAACCUGCCGUCACUCAGGAGGCCGAGAGCACCCCUACCAACCCUCCUCCUGCCGCCCGUGGCUCGGCUUUGAGGUCAUCCAGGAGGCAGCAAACCCCUUCCUCGCCUCUGGACCGACCUGGCCGCCUUCUCCGCAAGCCCGUCAAGACGGAAGAGGAGCCGCAGUUGGACACAGGAGUGACCUACGCAAAAAUCGUGGAAGCCCCUGUUGAAGAAGUUGCCAAGGAGGAAGUGGUGGAGGAGGCUCCAGUUCCGCAAAGGGUACGCGUCUCCGCCAGCAGACCCAGACAAAACUACCCUGAAAAUUUCAGAGAGGACGAGCCUUACAGACCAAGACAGAGAGUGGCGCAGAGAAAUAGGUUCUACCCUGAGGAGGACUCCGAGUUCAGGGUCGAGGAGAGUCAGCGGUCGGAGCAGAUCAGCGUGCAGCAGCUCGACGACUCCGUCAACCUUCUGAAGGAAUAUUACCAAAAAUACAACGACGAACACCCUGUGGAGGAAAUUAGCUUCACCGAGGAGCCGUACAGCACCGACGCCCCUACCACCGACGAAAUCUUUUCCCAACAGGAGGAGCAGGAAGGCACGACAGACGCCGUGCCCACGACCAUCGUCGAUGAAGUCCCCGAGCCCACGGUAUCUUCGACGGAGCAGCCCAAAUUUUCCGCCAAAAUUAAGGUAAAUAGCGUGAAAAGAAGGAUCCGUCUGAAGAAGAGGCCUCUGGCCGAAGUGUUCGACGCGGCCGAAUCGCAAAACAUCGCCGCCGCCAAUUUGAAUAAGAAUUUGGAAAAAGAUGAGGAAACUUCCAAACUGUCCAGUUUGGAAGAGAAGCAAGAGGUUGUUCUGCGUACGACGAGUACAACCACUCCGGAGCCGGUGACCUCCGAAGUGUCUGCCGAGAGCACGUCUUUUGCUCCCGAGGAGGAAGUGACCACCUUGGACAGCACGACGAUGAUGGACGAAGAGGCGACCACGACCGAGUCUUACAUUCCAUCAGGCAGAAUCAUCGGCACUUCGACCACCACGGAGAUUUCUCUUGAGACGGAGAUUUGCUACAAGGGCAGGUGCAUCAAGACCAAAGGCGACACCGACCAGGUCGUCGAUGAGUGACUCGAUUAUCCUAGAGAGUGAAAAAAAUUAAUAUUUAAAAAAAAAAGAAAUAAUUUUUUUUAAUAAAAAUAUACAGGCCAUU